GAAUCAGUUAAAUUCGUGCCGCGGAUCGUGUCGUGACGUGCAGUGCUGUGUCGCGAGUCCGUCCCAACGUGAGCAGCUCGCCCGAUCUUCGUCCUUCUGUCGCAGCAGAGUACUUUGUCAUCGCCGCCGCCGUACUAUCUAAUCGACAAGCAAGAUGGGGUGCGGAAUGGGAAUGAUCAAAUACCUGCUCUUCAUAUUCAACUUCAUCUUCGCGUUAUGCGGCCUGGCCAUACUGAUCGUGGGUGUCAUCGCGCACCUGAAACUCACGCACUACGCCGACGCGAUUCAGGAGAACGUGACGUUCCCGUCGAUAACUCUGAUCGUGAUCGGCAGCAUAAUAUUCGUCAUCGCCUUCUUCGGAUGCUGCGGAGCGAUUCGCGAGAGUCACUGCAUGACUGUGACGUUUGCGUGUAUGUUGCUGACGAUCCUGAUCAUACAAGUAGCUGUUGCUAUCUACGCUUUCGUCGUACUGAGGAAUUCCGACGACAUCGGGGUUAGCAUCAGGAAGGCGUACGCUGACGAGAUCUUUGCCAAGUACAACAAAAAGGAGAAUGCAGAGAUCGUGAAUGACGUUCAGGCUUUGCUUGGAUGUUGUGGUGUGGAUAAUUACGGGGAUUUCCAAAAAAUCCUGGGUGAAUCUAUCCCCUACAGUUGCUGUGACGCUAAGGAAGGAUCUACCUGUACUCCUUUCAACGCCAGCAAGACGGGUUGCGCGCAAGCGUUGCAGGAUGGCUUCAAGUACGCGGGAGCGGUAAUGGGUGGUCUCGCUCUGGGUGUCGCCGCGGUCGAGCUGAUCGGCAUCAUCUUCGCGCUUUGCCUGGCGAAUUCCAUCAAGAAUGAGCAUCGUAGAGGCUACAGAGUGUAAAGGAAGAAGUGGUGCAUUAACGAGGGACGCCGCAUCGCGCGGGAAGCUUUCAACGCGCAACAACAACCUUAACGUCAUCCUACCAUCAGCGUAUUCGCCUAUAAUAUGUGAUAGAAUACUUACGCUUUAUAAGAUGAUAAAUUUUUUUCUUUUUUCUUCUGUUUUCCUCUUACUAUCUUUUUUUUUUUUUCGAAGAGAGCGAGAUAAAGCAUCUCGUUUCUUCUUCGAGUUUUUGUUCGUGUCGCCAGUCGUGGCUAAAGUGACGCAAGCGUAUUUAUAACAGAGACGUUUUUUUCUUUGUUGACUGGAAAAGUCGGAAUCUAAUGUGAAGCUCGACGCACGACCUGGCAAUGAAUGUUAGGAUUACUAUUAUGAGCUCGAUACUAUCUUUCUUUUAUUUUCGUACGGAAAUAAUCCCUUAUUUAUACAAGUAUAGAUAUAUACAUAUGUACGACUAUUUUGAUACGAUACCGCGUCGACUCACGUCUAUUCUCUAUAGAUUUCCAUAAAGAAAGAAAACUAAUCCGUUACGCAAUUCAAUUCUGUACAAUUCUUGGGAUUUUUUAGUGUGCUCGUUUGAACAAUGGUUUGCGCGCGUUCUUUUUCCGACGAAACAAAUGCGUUUAAGCCGUUUUUGCGACAGAAUAUUCAGUCGUUAACUGACGGGAGACGAAUUGGGGGAGUGAAAAACAAACGAGUGAUAGUAUUUUGUUAUAGUAUUUUACGAGAUAAAUAUUUAAAAAGAAAAAAAGAUAUUUUCAUAUAACAAACUACACACAAUCGUACCUGGAAAGAUCAAUUAAACGUCGCUGUUAAACACUUUCAUAAUCAAUUUGUAUACAAUGCCAACACUUUGUUUGUACAGCACAAAGUUUACUGUAUAAUUUCGAAAUAUACAAUGUUGACUACACACCACACACACACACACACACGCGCGCGCGCGCGCGCAUAUAAAAAAAUAUAUAUGUGUCUUGUAAUAAAACAGAAAAAAAUUUUAAUCUACGAGAAAGAGCUCGUUGCUGCCGUGCCUGUGCAUUUUGUACAGCAUUUUUUCGCGAAGCGUACGACAAUGCGGCGCGACGAUAAAAAAGGGGUGGUUAUAAAGCUGGGCGUGGCAAAGAAAAUAUGUAAAUAAUUUUAUUCAAAUAAAGUGUCGAUUUUAUUCAUCGUU
Molecule: messenger RNA, 2036 nt
Organism: Odontomachus brunneus
Lineage: Eukaryota; Metazoa; Arthropoda; Insecta; Hymenoptera; Formicidae
Product: CD63 antigen-like
Exons: 5
Coding region: 155-865 (236 amino acids)
Cellular component (GO): membrane
Source: RefSeq, a predicted model, not a curated record